Carcharodon carcharias (great white shark) is the source of this 464-nucleotide messenger RNA. Its product is annotated as histone H3. Gene Ontology annotation, cellular component: nucleosome. Gene Ontology annotation, molecular function: DNA binding; structural constituent of chromatin; protein heterodimerization activity. Lineage: Eukaryota; Metazoa; Chordata; Chondrichthyes; Lamniformes; Lamnidae. The transcript has a single exon. The coding region runs from base 13 to 423 and encodes 136 amino acids. The record is from RefSeq and is a predicted model, not a curated record.
UCUGUUGAGAAAAUGGCCAGGACCAAGCAGACAGCGCGCAAAUCGACCGGAGGGAAAGCUCCCCGCAAACAGCUGGCUACCAAAGCGGCCCGGAAGAGCGCUCCAGCCACGGGCGGAGUGAAGAAGCCUCAUCGCUACAGACCCGGCACUGUGGCUCUGAGGGAGAUCCGCCGCUACCAGAAAUCCACCGAGCUGCUCAUCCGCAAACUGCCCUUCCAGCGCCUGGUGCGAGAGAUCGCUCAGGACUUCAAGACAGACCUGCGCUUCCAGAGCUCUGCCGUCAUGGCCCUGCAGGAGGCCAGCGAGGCUUACCUGGUGGGGCUCUUUGAGGACACCAACCUGUGCGCCAUCCACGCCAAGCGAGUCACCAUCAUGCCCAAAGACAUCCAGCUGGCCCGCCGCAUCCGCGGGGAACGCGCCUAAAACCCGGCUUCAGCACCAAGUACAACAACGGCUCUUUUAAG